CUUGUUUCCUCAUUUUUUUUGCCGGAGAUGCAGAGGAGGAAGGAGUUGGUAGUGAUGGAGGGAGGACUGAUGUGACUUGAUGAGCAGCAGGUCUGAUGCUGAUGACGAUGAUGACGAUGAUGAUGAUGCUGUGAGUCAGAGAGCGGACGGUUCCGGAUACUCACAGCCGCUCCGGAGUAGAUCAGACCCCGCGCCCAGACACCGAGGACCCCGCCUGAGGAGACACGCAUACAGGUCAGCUAGCCACAGGCAGAAUCACACUCAAAGUAUGCCUGAGCAGAGCAACGACUACCGGGUGGUGGUGUUUGGAGCCGGCGGGGUGGGGAAGAGUUCGCUGGUCCUCCGGUUUGUCAAAGGCACCUUCAGAGACACCUACAUCCCCACUGUGGAGGACACAUACAGACAGGUGAUCAGCUGUGACAAGAGCGUCUGCACGCUGCAGAUCACCGACACAACAGGAAGUCACCAGUUUCCGGCCAUGCAGCGCCUUUCCAUCUCCAAGGGCCAUGCCUUCAUUCUGGUCUUCUCCAUCACCAGCCGCCAAUCACUAGAAGAGCUGAAACCCAUUUACCAGCAGGUCUUGGCCAUCAAAGGUACAGUGGACUCAAUUCCCAUGAUGCUCGUGGGUAAUAAAAGCGACGAGACGGCUCAGCGCGAGGUGGAGAGGAAGGACGCCGAGGCUCAGGCCGCCACUUGGAAGUGUGCCUUCAUGGAGACGUCCGCCAAGACAAACUCCAACGUUAAGGAACUGUUUCAGGAGCUGCUGUCCCUGGAGAAGAAGAGGGACAUGAGCCUGAGCAUUGACGGAAAGCGCUCAGGAAAACAGAAACGAGCCGACAAGUUGAAAGGGAAGUGCAGCAUCAUGUAGAACGACUGGCGGCAGAUUUGCUGUGGAGAUGUGGAUACAGCAGAGGAGGCCGGAGGGGGGGUCUGCAGACGAGCUCCCAGAGAGACUCCCUCUCCCAUCUUUGUGGACGGCUCCUUCACCAACACUAAAGCCCCGAGGAACAAAAUGACUACACUGACUGAUAUUGAAAACAUGUAUUUAUACCAGGGCCUUGGAUCUCCUUCCGGCCCUGAACUGGAUUGUGUCCCCAAAAUACUUUUAAAUACAAAAAAGUAUAUAUAAACUAAUAUAAUGGCUACCAGCUUCAACAAUUUCAAUAAUAUUAUAAUUGGGGAAUACUCCACUGAGUUUGGGAAUCUUGGGCCAAGCUAUUUUCUAGAGGAAAAAGAAUCAUGGAAUUCAUGGAAAUUGGUUACAACUUAAUUUAUCAACAGCGUGAAUUAGAGCAGGUGAUAAACUCAUUGAACGUUAACGCUUGUGAUUCUGAUUUUAGAAAGCUACAAAAGAAGCGUUGCUGUGCUUUGUUGCAGCUGUCAUGCUAUGAUUAGACGGUAUUGACUUGGAUAAAUGGUCAAUUAGCAGUGCUUUGGCCAAGCACAGACCAAAAGAAAGCAAGGCCAACAACCGGAGGAAGAAAACCAUUGUGAGUAAAGCAAUGCUAUUAUGUCUCCGUGGCAAGCUCAGUUAGCAGGCUAAUACAUUUGCCACGUAGUCUUCACAAGAGGUUUGUUUGGUGCCCCCUAGUGGAGGAGGGGAGCACUCGUAUCCUUUUUCUUUUUCUUAGUUAGACACACUGGAUAUAACAUCUGUUAGCAUCAACAAGUAGCUGCUGAUGAAACAGUGGAAGCACACAACUGUGCAAACUGUUAAUAUUAUUAAUGGUGAGGUGAGAGUCAAUUGUUUCAGAUGGAUAUCUGUUCUAAUCUCCGUGUCAAGGACAAAGAUGCGUUCCGCCCAGCUUAGCUUAACACUAGAAACAGGUGGAAACUGCAGCUGAGCUUCAUGAGAAUCAUUCAUGACAUGUUGGCUACAUUAGCAGCUAGCUAACACAAGACAGCACAGUCUCAAACAUAACUCUAAGAAAGUUGAGUAGCAUUGUAGGUCAUCUUCAAGGGUCAUUGUGCUGAACCAAGUCUCUGUGCUUUGAUGUCCCCCUUCUGCAAAACAAGACAAGCGGACUUUUAAAUGUUGAGCUGUUUCACAUGUGCUGUAAAUUAGAAAUGCCUUUCCUACUAUUUUACUUGAAAGUUUGGUACAUAUUCCAAACCAAAAGUGAGCUUAAAACCCUUCAAAGCACAAACGUAACCAACUUCAGUUGGACAGCAAGCCGAUAAGCACAUGCUCAUCCUGCACCUGUUAUAUUAUUUACACAUCAGUGCAUCACUGCUAAGUCCAUUUCAUGGUUUCCUUUCACUGCUUUUACGGUUAGUUAUUUAUUAUUUUGAAAAUUGUAUUUCCUCAUAUGCUGUAUGCUUGCUGCUAACAUUCCUUUCCUUCCUGCAUUCAGGAAUUAAUGUCAGAAACAGUCAAAAAUCGAUCAGAAUCAGUGGCCACCCAGUUCACACUCGAAACACAUGCUAAAAUUUGAGAGCUGCUGUGACUGGGUGGAGCCAACAUGGUCGCCGCCGGCUGGGUUUUAAUAUUAUUUAAAUUAACUUUGCGGAUGGAAAGACGCAUUCAGUCUUGAUGAUUUUCUUUAAAUCUGUUCAAAUAUGCAUUGAGUUUGGAUGAAAUCAGACAACUACAGUAACUGUGGUGCUAAAUGAGUAAAGUCUGUAUUCUGACGAGGUAAUGGGAACAGGUGUGUAGGCAGAGCAAGGUCAGGUGACCAAAGAGGGCAAAUAAUUUCAACGAAAAUCGUUGGACCCGUUAAUUUAUUGAUGUAAUUUGUUUAGGUUUUUGCUUGCAAACUAAUGACAUUUAAUGAUAUUUUAUCUAUAAAAACAUCAGCAACAUGUAUAAAAUGUGUGAUUGGAUGGUCAUUAAAUGUGCUAAAUUCUAUAUUGAGAGCAUUUUUAAACCAGCAAACUAUUUUGCUUUGUGAAGACAUAGUGAAGUAAUUUCUACCUGAGGAAGAGAAUGGAGUCACUCUCUCUCUCUGUGUGUGUUGUAAUCCAUGCUUCUCUGUGCUUUGUUUACAUAGUCGGGCCUGCCAAACCUGCUUUUAAUGCAUGUAUGUGCAUGUGAGCGGUGGCCGGCUAAUGGCAGGCGCUGUGGACUGCCCUUGUACAGCUGUUACAGACGAUAACGCCUCCGGACUGUUUGCACUGUCAGUACCGCUAUCGUACUUUGCACUGUUAGCACUGUUAGCUGCUGACUCUGUUGUCGCCAUGAUGAGAGCCGUUAAUAGGUAGAAAUCCUCCCAAUCUUGUAUACUGCGCCUUUAUAAACAGCAGAGAAAGAUUUAUGAAGGUUGUUUUUAUCUUUUUUCCACCUUAUAUAUAUAUUGUAGACAAAAUGAAAGGACUUUUGGUUGACUCUGCAGUCCCACUGACGCUCUGUGUUCCGUGACAUUACAUUUGCUUUGAGGCUAAAUGGAAACCUCUCUCAUAUGAAGAAAGUGAAUGAAUAAAAACCGCGUUGUUGUACAGAAAAUCUUUGUUUCUUUAA
Molecule: messenger RNA, 3457 nt
Organism: Pungitius pungitius (ninespine stickleback)
Lineage: Eukaryota; Metazoa; Chordata; Actinopteri; Perciformes; Gasterosteidae
Gene: diras1a
Product: DIRAS family, GTP-binding RAS-like 1a
Exons: 4
Coding region: 80-868 (262 amino acids)
Biological process (GO): signal transduction
Cellular component (GO): plasma membrane
Molecular function (GO): GTP binding; GTPase activity; GDP binding
Source: RefSeq, a predicted model, not a curated record